UGAACUAUCUAGACAAGUGUAGAUAAGAAGUCAGUAUCCAUGCACCUCCAGAAACUUGUAGACGUCUCCGCAAAAUAACAUCUCCCUCCGAACCCUCCAGAACCACCGCGAUAAACGCCCCUAAACCUGUAUAAAUCCACCGCCAUCCUUUCCUUCUCCUCAAUCGGACAAGAUCAAACACAAGAAAUCAAAAUCUGCGCCAAAGCUAAUCGCAAUAUACAUUACACAAUCAAUUAAGAAUCGAAGAGCGAAAUCUAUCAUCAUUGUGGAAAUGGAGAAAUCAAAGCUUAUCAGUUUCACCGGCUGCCUCCUCCUAGCCGCCAUUGCCGCCGCGGCAUUCCUCCCGGCGCCAACGCACGCGCUCAUCCCGUACACGCGAUCUCCGCUGCUGGAUCUGGUGUUUCCCCAGGACGAUCCGUUCAGGAUCCUCGAGCAGAGCCCGCUAACCAUCCCGAAGGCGGCUGAAUCGCUGGCCCUCGCGCGUGCGGACUGGAAGGAGACUGCGAAGGAGCACGUGAUUGCUCUCGAUGUCCCGGGGAUGAAGAAGGAGGACGUGAAGAUCGAGGUGGAGGAGAACAGGGUGCUGAGGGUGAGCGGCGAGCGGAAAGUGGAGGAGGAAUUGGAAGGCGAGAAGUGGCACCGGGCGGAACGGACUGCCGGGAAGUUCUGGCGGCAAUUCAGGCUGCCCGGGAAUGCGGACUUGGAGCACAUUAAGGCGCGUUUGGAGGAUGGAGUGCUGAAAAUCGCUGUUCCGAAGGUGAAUGAGGAGAAGAAGAAGCAGACCAGAGUGAUCAACAUUGCCGGCGAAUCCGCGGCCACCGGCGAGGAUAUUAAGGCGGCGAACAAGGCUGAUCUGUGACGAGUGACGACUCACUCCUUAUUACUCACUAUCUCAUUGCAUUUUUGUUUUUGUAUAAAAUAAAAGAUUUCGUGUUUUUUUUUCUAUUUUUGUAAUGACUCUUUGAGACAAAAUCCAUGUAUCAUCGAGCGAUCAUAUGUACUUACUCAGUGAUUAAAAGUCUAUUUGAAUAAAAGUCUCUUUUUCUAAAUAU
Molecule: messenger RNA, 1052 nt
Organism: Cuscuta epithymum
Lineage: Eukaryota; Viridiplantae; Streptophyta; Magnoliopsida; Solanales; Convolvulaceae
Source: the annotation of a GenBank genome assembly